Molecule: messenger RNA, 201 nt
Organism: Trametes versicolor FP-101664 SS1
Lineage: Eukaryota; Fungi; Basidiomycota; Agaricomycetes; Polyporales; Polyporaceae
Exons: 2
Coding region: 1-201 (66 amino acids)
Source: RefSeq, a predicted model, not a curated record
AUGGCGCCCCCCGGAUACCUUAACUGCGGGUGCACAUUCGAGCAGGCAUUGUUCGAGGAGAGCCUCCGAGUCUCGCGCCACGGCACGCGCUACGGGUACCGCGACGGCGACUUCGAGCGCGACCCGCGCACGGGCAACUGGCUCGAGGACGAGGGUGCCGAAAAGUGGGAGCAGAAGGCCGCGUCCGGAGGGGUGUACUAG